AUGGAGUUCAGUAGUUUACUUCUCCUUUCUCCUCUAUUGAUCUGUAUUACCUCCAUCUUGCUUCAUGUAGCUAAUCGAUCAAGCAACAAGCAGAAGAGGCUUCCUCCAGGUCCCAAAGGCCUCCCAAUUAUUGGGAACCUCCUCAAAAUUGGUAACAGACCCCACGAGUCCUUGACUGGCUUGGCCAAAAUUUACGGUCCACUCAUGACAGUGAGAAUUGGCUGCGUCACAACCGUAGUUGCAUCUUCAACUGAUAUGGCUAGAGAAAUUCUCCAAAAGAAUGAUCAGGCCUUCUUGGGCAGGUCAAUCCCAGAUGCAGUGACUGCAGAAACUGAUUACGAACGUUCCAUUGUUUGGCUUUCUGGAGGAACAAAGUGGCGAAAGCUUCGAAAACUUUGCAACAGCCAAGUUUUUACCACCCAAAGAUUGGACGCAUUGCAAAGAUUGCGGCAUCAGAUGAUGGAAGACAUGGUUCACCGUGUUUCCCAAGCGGGAGAAGCUGGAGAAGCUCUUUAUAUCGGGAAUUCAGUGUUUGGUACAACGUUGAGCUCAUUUUCCAAUAUGAUGUUUUCGGGUGACGCGUUUGAUCCAAACUCAGAAGAAGCUAAAGAACUAAAAGAGUUGUUUAGGAGGAUAAUGGAACUUGCUGCAAAGCCAAAUCUUGCAGAUUUUUUUCCUGUCCUGAAGCCAUUUGAUCCUCAAGGAAUUAGAAGAGAUAUUAAAUGUUGUUUUGAUCGUUUUCAAACGAUAAUUGACAGCAAGAUUGAUGGUCGCAUGAAACGUAGGGCUUCUGGAUCACAAAGAUCUGGGGAUUUCUUGGAUGCUCUUCUUGAUCACAGUGAAGAACAUGGCCCGGAUGAACUGGACUGCCAUGAUGUUAGACUCCUGCUCAUGGAUAUGUUUGUAGGAGGUACAGAUACUACCACCGCCACAGUGGAAUGGGCAUUGACAGAGCUUAUUCGCAGCCCAGAGAAAAUGGCAAGGGCAAAGCAAGAAUUAAUCAAAAAAGUUGGCUUAGGAUUUAGUGUCAAGGAGCAGGACAUCCUUCAACUUCCUUAUCUAGAUGCAGUCAUGAAAGAAACAAUGAGGCUUCACCCUGCAGCUCCAUUUCUCCUCCAUUGUGCCGAGACAGAUGUAGAAGUUUGUGGUUAUAUCAUUCCAAAACAUACUCAAGUGUUAGUGAAUGUAUGGUCAAUCACGAAGGACCCGGCCUAUUGGAAAGAGCCCACCAAAUUUCAACCAGAAAGGUUUUUGGAUACAGGUAUUGACUUCAGGGGCAGGGAUUUAUCUUUCAUCCCUUUUGGUGCGGGACGGCGAAUUUGCCCUGGAAUGCCACUGGCAGCGAGGAUGGUGAAGUUAUUGUUGGCUACUCUUGUUCAUAAUUUUGAUUGGAAACUCCCAAAUGGUAUGGAACCGAAAGAUUUGGACAUGAAAGAUAAGUUUGGGCUUACAGCUGAGAAAGCUGAGCCACUUGCUGCCAUUCCUGUGAGGGUUGCAACAUCUUGA
Molecule: messenger RNA, 1506 nt
Organism: Coffea eugenioides
Lineage: Eukaryota; Viridiplantae; Streptophyta; Magnoliopsida; Gentianales; Rubiaceae
Product: geraniol 8-hydroxylase-like
Exons: 2
Coding region: 1-1506 (501 amino acids)
Molecular function (GO): oxidoreductase activity, acting on paired donors, with incorporation or reduction of molecular oxygen; heme binding; monooxygenase activity
Source: RefSeq, a predicted model, not a curated record